AUGGCUUCUGAUCUUGGUGAUACUAGUAUGAGUUCAAUUAGGAAAAAGCAAUUUGACGAUGUUCUUGUCGUGUGGUACAUGAAUCAUCAUUUUCCUAGAGUGUCAAAACAACGUUUGGAUGAAGGUGAUUAUCGUCUAUUGUUUUGUUUAAACGAUGAAACAUUGAUACAAACAUUGUCAACAUCGAGUACAGAUGAUACAAAAAUUCUACUUAUAUUACCAGCUUAUCGAGCCAGUGAACUCUUGCCGAUUGUACAUGACAAUGAACAGAUCGUUGGCAUCGAUCUAUUGUGUGUGCAAGCUGACGAAAUAAUUAAUGAUUAUCAACAUUUAUUUGGCAUCUAUCCUAAAUUACUUGGUGUUUACGAAAAUCCUCCUAGUAAUGUACCCAUCAUAGAACAGCUCAGAAAUAUAUCGAAACAACCGUACAUACCUAUUCUAUUCGAUAGGGAAUUACAAUCGAUACUCGAUUUAUCUAAAUUCUAUGAUGAAUUCAAAAGCAAUCGUCUAUUUCGAAGUAUACAACUCGAAGAUGGCAAAAUCGAUAACAACAAAGAGGCUUUUCUUCAUAUAUGUCGAUCAAUUUGUGCACUCGAUCCAAUACAAUUAAAUCGUAUCGAUGAAUUUGAGCAAAACUAUCGACCAGAAGAUGCAAUUAAAUGGUAUUCAAAAGAUUGUUUUACAUUUAAAGUUAUAAACGAACUUUUUCGAAAUAAUGAAUUAUUUCCUGAUGCCAAACUUGGAUAUUAUGUUUUUGAUCUUUGUGUAAAUUUAAAAUUACUAUGGUUAGAACAGCAACGACAAAAUCUACCAUUGUCAUCCACAAUAUUACGUCUUUAUCGUGGUCUGUUCGUACCUGAUGUCGACAUAGAUCGAAUUAAAGCUAGUGAAGGUAAUUAUAUAUCAAUAAAUGGAUUUUUACUAACAACAAAAUCGUAUGAAAUGGCCCGAAUAAUUGCUAGAAAUGUUUUUUGUGAAAUCGAAGUCAAUCCACAAUUAGAUAAUAUUAUUUUUGCCGACAUAUCAGCGUACAGUCGAUUUGAUGAACAAGACGUCUUGUUUAGUUUAGAUACAACAUUUUUCGUAUCAUCUAUCUACUAUGAUGAUGAUGAUAAGCUAUGGAAAAUCAAGUUAAUUGGUGCAAGUGAAGAAGAAUUAAUUGACAAUCAACUUGAAUAUCAUUGUUUCACAUUCGAUGGUCAACAACAAGAAUUUAUUGGUGAUCAAUGGUUUGCAUUCAGAAAAUAUGAUAAAUCCAUUUCAAGCUAUGAAAAAUCUUUACUAUUAAUUACGGAUGAGAGAAACAAGGCUGAUAUCUUCUAUAAAUUAGCAAAAACAUAUUCAACAAACAAACAAUUUGCAUUUGCAUUGGACAAUGCUCUUGACGCCUAUAAAAUAUAUAUGAGUAUUCAUCCAUCAAAUCCACAUAUAAUAUUGGAACUUUUAAGAUUGAUCGCUAUUUCAUAUGCAUGUGUGGAUAAUUAUGAUUGUUCAAUAGAAUAUCAUAUAAAAUAUCUUAUACUAGCCGAAUCAUACGAUACAAAUUGGUGGCUUACAGCCUAUUGUCCUGGUUCGCAACAAAAUCUUAAAUCGUUUCCCGGUGAGAUACACACGUCACUUAUCUAUGGACAUGCAUUAACACAUCUACUGCAAAUUCUUACAAAAGUACAAUUCAAUAAUGAUAUUUUAGCUAAAAUACAUCUUAAUAUUGCGAUUCUAUACGAUCAUAUUAAUCAUUCUCAAAAUCAAGGAAGUUUCAAACAUUUCAAAAUUGCCAAACAAUUAUUUGCUGCAGAUAGCAUAGAACUACGAUAUUCAAUUUGGUAUUUUGCAUAUGGACGAUCAAAAUCUUCAAAAUCAAUCACUGCAGUUGAUUCUUAUCGAAAACUAUUAAAAUUAUUACACUUAGAUAAUAGUCAAUUAAUAAUGAUAGUUCAUUAUGCUAUAGCAAGAUGCUAUUUUCAAAGUAACAAGUAUAAUCGUGCCCUUCAUUAUUUACAUCAUGCUUUAAAAAUCAAUGAAAAAUAUUCAACAAAUGAUGAACUUUGUGCCAAAAUUCUCUACAUUAUUGGAUGGACGCAUUCAUAUUUCGAUAGAAUUGAUUUAGCUCUAGAAUUUUUAGAAAAGUCCUUAUCGAAACAUGACACAUUGGUGAAAGUAAAUCCGAUAAAUUAUUACGAUAAUUUUCGUAUUGCAAAAAUAACAGAAACCAUAAGUGAGUGUUAUUUGAAGAAAGACGAUGAUGAAAAUGCUCUAAUAUAUAGUCAAAUGUCAUUAGAACAAUAUUUAAAAACUGCACCAGACUAUUUAGAAAAACAUGCAUAUCUUUAUUUCCAAUUAGCAGUUUUGUAUGAACGAGCUGAAGGAUUUCGAUUAUGCGUCGAAUAUUUUAAAACAUCAUUGUCAAUUCGAGAACGUCUUAUGGAGUAUGCUGAUGAGAACCUUGCAGCAGAGUACUGUCUUUUGUCCAUGAAAUAUCAAAUUUUAAAUCAACUCGAUUCAGCGAUUGAAUCAUUAUUGAAAUCACUCGAAUUAUUGAAAACAUAUUCAUCACCUUCAUUACCAUUCGACUCAGACAUGAUUAUUGUUCAAAAAAGACUUGUCGCUUUGUACGAUGAGAUACUUGAUUAUCCAUCAGCACUUGCAUAUUCAUGCGCAAUGCUUGAUAUUUUAGAAAAAAUGAAACCACUGCCCAAAACACAGAUUGCUUUAAUACAGAAAAAGAACGGAUGGUACUAUUAUCAGAUCGGAGAUCUCGUCAACGCUUUAAUUUCCUGUCAAAAGUCAUUCGCAUUAUUUCAAGAAUGUUUUCCUUCAUCGAAUACGGAUCAAAUGAGUCCAGAAUUAUCGUAUGUAUUGACUAGUUUGGGACAAAUUUAUUUGAAAUUAGGAGAUCGAUCAAAGGCUUUAGAUUACUGUCAAAAGUCUCUUCAAACACUUGAACAUGAAGAUGAAACUGGUGAAUAUAUUAAAUCAUUCGCAGAUAAUUACGAACUAUUAGCUGAUAUCUUCAUUCAUUACGGGCAGCAAACAUUGAGUUUCGAUUAUUAUUUAAAAUCAAUAAAUUUAUUCCGACAAAUACAUGGUACUAAAAAAGAUCAUUCCGAUAUACAACGCGUUUUAAGUUCAUUGAAUAAUAUCAACGAAAUUGAAUUUUAA
Messenger RNA from Rotaria sp. Silwood2, 3159 nucleotides. The record is from the annotation of a GenBank genome assembly. Lineage: Eukaryota; Metazoa; Rotifera; Eurotatoria; Philodinida; Philodinidae.